UCCAUCGGCGCCGACAGCCGCCCCCUCUCCGCUCCGAGGGCCUCGAUCGAGAAGCGGCGGCGGCGGACAUGGGCCAGAUCCAGUACUCCGAGAAGUACUUCGACGACACCUUCGAGUACAGGCACGUCGUCCUCCCGCCGGAAGUCGCCAAGCUCCUCCCCAAGAACCGCCUCCUCGCCGAGAACGAGUGGCGCGCGCUGGGCGUGCAGCAGAGCCGUGGGUGGGUGCACUACGCCGUCCACCGGCCGGAGCCGCACAUCAUGCUGUUCCGCCGCCCGCUCAACUACCAGCAGCAGCAGGACGCGGCGGCCGCCGCCGCGGCGCAGAUGAUGCCCAAGUGAUCGGCCCCAGCGAGGGCAGUGGCGACCGGGGUUGGAACUCCUGAAAACCCCAGGCCCUUUUCAUCUCUAAAAGGGCGGUCGCACUGGUUUGUCUGAUCAGGAUCUAGUUAUGUUGGUGGUGUCCACCAUGUGUUUGUGGAAAUGCCUGGGAGAAACUUGCAGUGUGUUAGUAGUCUGUGUUAUUAUCCUGGAUACUCUUGAAUGCUACCUGUUAUGUUAUGCUGGUACUGUCUGUAGAUCUUCCUGUGAUGAUCUGUUAGUGUUGAUGCUUGCUUUACUGUUAUCUGGUUCCUUAUGAUUAGGAGUAUAGAGUUCAUGUGAUAGUGAAUCUUAUGUUUGCAAGAGGGCAUGGAGCAUUUGUUAUGAAUGAGCUA
This is a messenger RNA of Triticum dicoccoides, 715 nucleotides long. RefSeq names its product cyclin-dependent kinases regulatory subunit 1. Bases 69 to 341 code for a protein of 90 amino acids. Gene Ontology annotation, molecular function: cyclin-dependent protein serine/threonine kinase regulator activity. The transcript is spliced from 4 exons. Lineage: Eukaryota; Viridiplantae; Streptophyta; Magnoliopsida; Poales; Poaceae. The record is from RefSeq and is a predicted model, not a curated record.